This is a messenger RNA of Cryptosporidium muris RN66, 1329 nucleotides long. RefSeq names its product elongation factor Tu GTP binding domain-containing protein. The transcript has a single exon. Gene Ontology annotation, molecular function: GTP binding; GTPase activity. NCBI's taxonomy places the organism in Eukaryota, Apicomplexa, Conoidasida, Eucoccidiorida, Cryptosporidiidae. The annotation marks the transcript as partial. The record is from RefSeq and is a predicted model, not a curated record. Gene Ontology annotation, biological process: translation.
UAUGUUGUUGUAGUUGGACAUGUUGAUGCAGGAAAAUCUACCUUAAUGGGUCAUUUAUUUGUGAAACUCGGACUAAUUGAUGAAUCAGUAAUAAGGAAAUAUAAGAGAGAAAGUAAUCUUAUAGGGAAAGGGUCAUUUGCAUAUGCUUGGAUAUUUGAUGAAUGUGAUGAUGAAAGAAGAAGAGGGGUAACUAUAAAUGUUUGUUCAAAGUCUUUUGAAGUAGAUGAUUGUAUAGUCACAAUUUUUGAUACACCUGGGCAUAAAGAUUUUAUUCCAAGUACUUAUGCUGCAACAAUAUUAGCAGAAAGUGCUAUACUUGUAAUUGAUUGUGAUAAUUUUAAUCAAAGAUUUACUAAAGGAUUAAUUAAAGAACAUUUAUUAUUUAUUAUUUCAGGUAAUUUAUUAAAUCUCAUUGUUGUAAUAAAUAAAAUGGAUCUUAGAAACUGGGAUAUACAAAUAUAUAAUAAUAUUAAACAAAAAAUUAGUAAUUUCAUUGCUAAUAUUAAUUUUUGUAAAAUUAAAAAUAUUUGUUUUAUUCCAGUAAGUGCUCUUUAUGGUAUUAAUAUUAUUGAACAGAUAAUACAAGAUCAAGAUUUUGCAUCAUGGUAUAAGGGCCCAUGUAUAUAUCAAAUUUUAGAGAAUAUUGCUAAAAUAAAAAUUUAUGAAUCUAAAAUUAUACAGGAUAAUAGAGAAAAAUGUCAAUGUUUUAAAGAUAAUAAUUAUACAGAAUUCAUUGCUUGUAUCACAGAUAUUAUUUCAUCUUCUUCUAAUGAAACAAAAAUCUCUAUAAUCAUUAAUUCAGGUAUACUUAAUAUUGGAGAUAAUUUAUCUGUUCUUCCUAUAAAUACAACAAUUAAGUGUAAAUCUAUUAUAUUAGGUAAUGGUAAACAUGUUACUGUUUGUAAAGGACCUAUUUUUGUAAAUUCCUUAAUUAUUUCUUCUAAUAUUCCAUUGUAUCCUGGUCAUUUAAUUGUAUCUAAUAUUAGUAAUAGAAAUAAUCAAACUUUGACAAUACCUUAUUAUAUUUAUCCUGUUGCUAUUCUAAAUAGAAUUUUUGUUCAACCAAUAUUUAUUAUGGAUAAUAUACAGAAAACAAAUCUUUAUUGGAACAUUCCAGGUAAAUCAUUCAUGUUAUAUUUUCAUACACAAACAAUUGAUGCAAUAUUAGUUUCUAUUAAUAAGGAUAAUAAUAUCUAUGAAUUCGAGACAGCUCAAAAUGUUGCAGUAUGUUUAAAAUGUGACUGUAACUAUAUUUCUAAUUUUAGUAAAAUUUCUGUAAGAAUGUCUGGAGUUACUGUAUUGAUUGGAUAUAUUAUUAAGAAUUCGUAA